Camellia sinensis is the source of this 2980-nucleotide messenger RNA. Its product is annotated as transcription factor bHLH74. Gene Ontology annotation, cellular component: nucleus. Gene Ontology annotation, molecular function: protein dimerization activity; DNA-binding transcription factor activity. Gene Ontology annotation, biological process: regulation of DNA-templated transcription. The record is from RefSeq and is a predicted model, not a curated record. NCBI's taxonomy places the organism in Eukaryota, Viridiplantae, Streptophyta, Magnoliopsida, Ericales, Theaceae.
ACUCUCCCUCUCUCUCUCUCUCUCUCUCUCUCUCUCUCCUCUUUUUAUGCUUUCUAUCUCUAGGCUGCUAGCUCUGUAAAUUGGUCUAUGAUCUAUAAAAUAGGAAUUUGAUUCUUCCAAUGCCAUUUCUGCAAGGACCAAUUUGGUUUUUCUUUGGAGAAUUUGAGCAAACAAUUGAUGGUGUCCAGGGUUCUAUCAAAUACCCAAUUUAGGAGCACUGUUUAGACUCUGUCGGUUUCAAUUCAAGUAGAAUUUCUUGAUAAAAAAAAAAAGAAAAAAAAAAUUAUUCAAGUAGAAUUUGAUGCUUUCUGGUCUUUUUUUGGGUACCCUCUUCUGAGAACCUAGGGUCUAUGCAACUACCCUUUGUUUGGGUUCUUGUGCUUUUGAUUCAUAUCUUCAACUUCUAACAGCUGGUAUAUUUCCAUAUCAGGAGUUCUCUAGAUUCCAUUAUUUCCUAGUUUGAAUCUUAAUUUGUUCUCGUCGUUUGGGUCUCAAAUUAAGAGAUUCAAGCUUGCUUUAGAUCAAAACUAGUGUUCAAUUGUGUGGAGGAUGUGAAAAAAAAAAAGGAAAAAAAAAAGGAAAAAAAAAAAGAAACAAGUAAAAAGAAAAGAUUUCAACCCAUAAACAAAAAGAGGGGAAAAGGGAAUCUUCUUUCUUUUUGUUGGUCUGGUGAGCUGUUUGUUACUGAGCCAUUGCCAUUUUUAUUUUCUUCUUUGUUUUACUUUAUGCUCUGAAAGGUUCACACUUUCUUGUCUCUGUGAUUUACUUUUUCCUACAUCAGAGAGUAGACUUGAUCCUAGGGUUUUUGAAAGCAGAAGCAAGUAGCUGGGUGCUGUGUAGAUUUUAUGCUUUGGUACAUUGGAUUUUAACUUUUCCUUUGUGUCUAUUUGAUGCCUGCAAUGAGAGGUUUCCUUUUGCUUUAAGACCUCUCAGUUCUAUAAAGCUGCCCAAGUUAUUUAUUCCUUGUUGAGUCCUGCAAGACAUUACCAGCUAAUUUUGGUCAAACUCACUCACUGUUCAUUAAGUAUAUCUAUUUAGGCCUUGUUUGGGGUAACCCUUGAGUUGGGUUUUCUUCUUAAGGUGUAUAAGUUGAUUUCCGUAGGUUUUGGAGGUCUUGUUUUUGUUUUCAGUAUAUGGGUACUGAGGAUAACUGCAGUUUGAGAUUUCAACAAACAUGUGGUGGUGGAGAUAGCAUUCUGAAUUGCCCAUCUUCUGUGAUGAACACAAAUCCACUGUCUGACAAGGUUGCUGAAAUGGCAAUGAGCUCUGGGUCCAUGUUCAAAUCUUCUAGUAGUGGUGCAGACCUUUACUUUGGUUCUGGUUGGGACCCACUUGUUUCACUUGGUCAAGGUAAGAAUUUUGGAGGCUCUUCAGUGGUUCCUAGCAGUGAGUUUGGUAAUUCACCUUACUCUGUUGCACUUGAAAAUCAGGCUAUACCCAGUAGUACCUCUCAUUUUGUUCACUAUCUAUCUGAUUCUGGUCUCGUUGAGAUGGUCCCAAAGCUUUCAUGCCUUGGAAGUGGGUGUUUCUCAGAUAUGGCAAGUCCCUUUGGCUUACCUGAGUGUGCCCAGAUUGCUAGUACUGGUUGUCCUUCAAAUUAUACCCAAAACGACCAUGGCACUGAAAAGAUAUCAACAAAUGGUGCACUUUGUCAGGGAGAGUAUCCAAUUUCAGAAGAGGGUAUAAUGGGCAUUACACCUUGUGGAAAGGGGAAAAAGAGGGUAUCAGAGUCCAAUUCUCCCUUCAAUCCUACCAAGAAUGGUGAGGGAGAUCCAAACACAGAUAAUUCUGGCAAUAGUUCCGAAUAUCGGGAAGUACAGGAUGGGAAGAAACAGAAAAUUGAACGAAACGUAAGUGCUGAUUUGCAUGGUAAGCAAACGGGUAAACAACCAAAAGGUAGUUCCAACAGCGGAGAAGAAACUAAAGAAAAUUACAUACAUGUGAGGGCAAGACGAGGCCAGGCAACGAAUAGUCACAGCCUUGCCGAAAGGGUGAGAAGAGAGAGGAUUAGUGAGAGAAUGAGAUUGCUUCAAGAACUUGUUCCAGGAUGCAAUAAGAUCACAGGGAAGGCAGUAAUGCUUGAUGAAAUCAUUAACUAUGUGCAGUCCCUGCAACAGCAAGUUGAGUUUUUGUCAAUGAAACUUGCCACUGUCAAUCCAGAAUUGAACAUUGACAUAGAAAGAAUUCUGUCCAAAGAGAUUCAACACUCGCGAGGAAGCAGUGUAGCUAUUCCUGGAUUUGGUCCCGGAACGAGCUCUUAUCGCCCUUACCUACAAGGUUUGCCACAGGGAGCCUUGCCAGGUGUCCCGAGCACAUCUCCAUUUCAUUCUAUGCCUCAGAUGCAGAAUGUAUGGGACAAUGAGUUCCAAAGUCUUCUCCAAAUGGGAUUUGAUUCUAAUCCUGCUAUCGGCAAUCUGGGACCAAAUGCAGGCCGGUCAAAAUUGGAGCUAUAGGGUUUUGGAAGAGAUCAAAGUGUUUCUUUACUUCCAAGUGACAAUUCAAUUAUAACUCCAAGAAAAGAAAAGGAAACCAGAAAAAGAAAAAGAAAAUUUUAUUUGGAGUUGUAUAGGUUCUCAGCUCCAACUGUUUGUUUCUUCGAAUUUUAGCAGAAGAAGAAGAAGCUGACUUGUUAGAUUUACCAACCAUAUGUGUAUUCAGAUUUCAGACAGGGACACCGAGGGACUUUGAUUGAUGAAGAUGAUUAUUGUUUUCAUUGGUGUUGUAGAUUUAGAGAGCUAUGUUUGAAGGUUUGUACGUGUUUUGCAGAAACUUUUCUGAAAAGAAAAACUUUCUUUUAGAGAGUACAUGAAGUUGAAACGAAAUACUUGGAAAUAGAGGAGAGAUUGUGUUUCAUGUCAUUGCUUAAUGGACAAACUCCAUUCUGUCUCACCAUAUGUAAAUGACUUCAUAGAUUUCUCCACUUUUUGUAUGACUUGAUGCUGAAGCUGCCUAACCUUGUAUACUGUUAUUUGUGUUUUUA